Messenger RNA from Rhagoletis zephyria (snowberry fruit fly), 1452 nucleotides. The record is from RefSeq and is a predicted model, not a curated record. NCBI's taxonomy places the organism in Eukaryota, Metazoa, Arthropoda, Insecta, Diptera, Tephritidae.
AACCUACUUUGGCAAAAAGCCCGUCCUCCUGAUUGCCGACCCAGUGGUCAUCAAGCGCAUCCUCACCACCGACUUUCAGCUGGUCCGCAACCGGCCCGAGUCUUCAGCGGGCCAUCGAAUCUUCGGGCAGAAUGUGGUCGCCGCCAAGGGCGAGGCCUGGAAACGCAUUCGCAGCAUCCUCAAUCCAAUGUUCAGUCCGCUGAAGCUGAAGCGAAUGGAGCCGAUGAUGGAGGACUGCGUCCGCUCGAUGAUGACCUUCUUGGAACGGGAGGUAGAAGGAAGUCCUGGUGAUAAAGGAAAAUAUUCCUUGGAUGUUCGAAACACCAUGGGCAAUUUUACGAUUGACGUGAUAGCAAAGUGCGCCUUCGCCACCGAUACAAACGCCCACAACUCCACCUCUUCGAAUCCUUUCGUCACCAACGCCAAAAACUUUUUCGCCUUUCGACCCGCCCGUUUCAUCGCCAUGUCCCUUCUGCCCAAGUUCGUCCAGAAGUUCCUCGUGAAGAAUAAGCUCCCGCCAUUGAACAUUGAGGAGUACGACUUCUUCGAGGCGGCCACCAGGCAUAUGAUUGAGAAGCGGAAGGAGGAGCUGCGGAGUGGGCGAGGUGAUGGUCACCAUGAUCUGCUGCAGUUGAUGUUGAGGGCUGAAGAGGAUAAAGAACUGGUGAACUCCAUUGAGAAUUCCACCGCCACACUUUCCGAAGAGGAGCUGGCCAGUCAGCGGGAGUUCAGGGAGAUCAUCGGCACGAAGUAUCUCACCGAAGAAGAGGUUCAGGCGCAGGCGAUGGUCUUCUACCUGGCCGGAUAUGAAAGCACUGCGAAUACCCUCAGUCACCUGCUCUACCUCCUGGCACUUCAUCCGGAAGUUCAGCAGAGGCUGUUCCAGGAACUUCAGCAGGCAAAAGAGGAGUUUAGGAAGCCGUUGACCUUUACCGAGCUCCAGAAACUCCCCUACCUCGAUGCGGUGGUCAGUGAGACGCUUCGCCUCUACUGUCCCGCCCUUCAGGUGCCCAGAGAGGCUGGCGUCGAUUACCCGAUUCCAGAGUAUAAUUUAGUCGUCGAGAAAGGAACCUUCAUCAUGCUGGACAUUUUCCACAAUCAUACCUCGGAAAAGUACUGGCCCCAGGCGGAGAAGUUUGAUCCCGAAAGAUUUAUGGGCGAAAAUCGAGAGAAGAUUGUUCCGUACACUUUUCUCCCCUUCAGCUCGGGGCCUAGGCAGUGCAUUGGCANGAAAUCGGCAAAAGAGGAGUUUAGGAAGCCGUUGACCUUUACCGAGCUCCAGAAACUCCCCUACCUCGAUGCGGUGGUCAGUGAGACGCUUCGCCUCUACUGUCCCGCCCUUCAGGUGCCCAGAGAGGCUGGCGUCGAUUACCCGAUUCCAGAGUAUAAUUUAGUCGUCGAGAAAGGAACCUUCAUCAUGCUGGACAUUUUCCACAAUCAUACCUCGGAAAA